GCCCAGUGUCCUUGUUUUUCUGCAAAGUUGUUGACCAGGCAACACACUAAGUACCGGUGUUUCGUGGAAGGCUCAGGACCAUCAUCAUGAAGACAUGAUAAGUAGUGGGUAACCUGACACCACAAUGCCCCAGCCCAAGACUGGUCAGCAACUCGAGUUCCGAUGGGAAAUCGACCCUCAGUUUUCCAGCGUACGCCCGAAGAGCGUCUUGAAGCAAUAUGGAAUGGUCGGAAGGUAGGCCUUUCCCCAGAACCCCCUGCAGGACACCUUCGCGUUAAAUUUUACGUCGAAUACGAAAAGGAUUAUGACCUAGCCGUGACUUGGUCUGUUCUAGUAGCAGAUUUUCCCUUGGAGCCUUCAGGAGAGUUUAACUUUGCGCGCGUUAAAAGAAAAUGGGCUCUGGAAAGUUGUCAGGCCAUCGACCCAGUUCGCUUAAUACCUUUUGAGAGUCAACGUCCCGACGUCCUCUCAGCCAUUGCUGUCAAGGUCCUCACAGAGGAAACAAGAGAGUUGUUAAUAUAUGAACCUUCGCCGUCGGAACGAACCCUGAAGAUUCGCGAAAAGCGGAUGCGUGUGGUACGACGAUACGAGGCCUCAGUGGAGAAUGCUCAAGAGGCCAUAGUGCAUAAAGUAGACGCGGUUGCGAAUUGCCUAUCAAGUAGGCCUUUUCAACGUGCAGGUGUGGUCACUACUCGAAGCUGGCCUAAUACCAUCCGACGAUCUCUGCAAUACUCUGUGCCCUCCCCGCACUACUCUUUGGUGCUGGGUGCUAUCAUUAUACUCAUCAUACUUGGCGAGUAUUCCAAGUAUGUUAAAUUAUUUUUUGAUUUUAUUUCAGUGAUCCAUUCGCAAAUUUUCAUUUUCUUCUAAAAUGUCGUUUCACAAUUUUACGACGUGCUCGAAAGAGCAAUAUUCCACGACUUCUGUAAUAACUGCCUCGUUUUAGUCUAAUCGUCGUUGUAUGACACUGUUUGACCUUCUGUUUUGCUUCUUUUAUCAUGAUCUAUAUGCUUUAUGUCGUAUGAGAAGUUUUUUCUUGAUCUCGAGAUCGUUUGUACAAUUAUUGUACUAUAGUUAUGCUGCAGUUGAAUGCAAAUUUACGCCGUGAUCUUC
Messenger RNA from Serpula lacrymans var. lacrymans S7.9, 1113 nucleotides. RefSeq lists its product as uncharacterized. The record is from RefSeq and is a predicted model, not a curated record. Lineage: Eukaryota; Fungi; Basidiomycota; Agaricomycetes; Boletales; Serpulaceae. The coding region runs from base 163 to 870 and encodes 235 amino acids. The transcript has 4 exons.